AUGGCCGGCGUGCCCUGGGGGUCCCGCGUCGUGGCGGGCGGCGACGAGGACGGCGACAGCGACGAGGACGGCUGGGAUAUCGGCGUCGUGAGGCAUGAGCCUGAGGAGUUGGAUCAAAUGUUGCAGGCGAACAAGAAUGAAGCUUUAAAGAAGGCUGUGUUUUGUGGUGAUGUGUCAUUAAUUGAAGAACUCUUAAACUCCGGUAUAGGCGUAGAAUCUAGCUUUCAGUUUGGAUGGACUCCCCUGAUGUGUGCUGCCAGUGUGGCUGACUUUGCAGUAGUGCGUCUUCUUCUGGACAGAGGUGCUAAUGCAUCUUUUGAAAUAGAUAAGUACACGGUGCUGAUGGCAGCAUGUACUGCACAUGCUUCAGAGGAAAACAUCUUGAAGACUGUAGAACUGCUUCUAUCAAGGAAUGCUGACCCUAACCUUACUUGCAGGAAACAAAUGACUCCACUGAUGUAUGCAGCUAGAAAAGGCUAUCCUCGAGUUGUUGCUCUUCUCGCUGCUCACGGAUCACACAUAAAUGCCCAAGAUGAAAAUGGAUAUUCGGCAUUAAUAUGGGCAGCACAGCAUGGACAUAAAAGUGUAAUUUUGAAGUUGCUUCAGCUGGGAGCUGACAAAAAUCUAAAGACGAAACGUGAGGAAACAGCAGCAGAGCUAGCAAAAAUCAAUAGACAUUCAGAGAUACAUAGUUUACUCUCUUUGGCUGCAAAUCACUUUCAAGGGAGAUACCAUGAAACAAUUAAGCAAGAGGUUAUGUACAAAUUUCUGACAGCUGCCCCUGACCGCAGAGUUGGUUCCUCUUCAGCUUUUGAUGACAUGGAAGUGUUUUUACAUGGUCUUGGUCUAGAGUACAUAAUAGGAUUACUGAAGGAAAGAGAUAUAUCUUUAAGACAACUUCUGAUCAUGCAGAAAGAUGAGCUAAUACAGAUUGGCAUUACAAAUCCUGGAGAUCAACAGAAACUCCUAGAUGCUAUUAAGGAGCUACAAGUGGAACAAAUAAGUAUUGGAGACCUCCCUGAAGUGGUGAAGCUGGAACUGAGUGAAGAUGAAUUCCUCAAGUUUCUUCAGAAGUUGAAUAAGGAGUGUGCUAAGCUGAUUGUUCCUGUACAGACCAUGAAUAAUCAUUUUCUCAAAAAUUCUCACAAGGUAGUACUGCAGUGGGCACCGACUGAAUGUUUUAUUGAAGUCUGCAAAGACUUGGUUUGCAGCGCUGAAAAGCUGGGAGAAGAAGUUACCAAACUGAAGGACCUGGUGGAGAAGCAUGAACAGAGGAAUGACCCCAGCCAACUGAAACCUCCAGAAAAAGCACUCACCUUGGAAAAAAGAUUAGUAAAAAUGGGAGCGGUGACAUUGCUUGGGUUUGGGUUUUUUUUCUUUAUAACUACAUUAGUGGUAAAGAAAACCCGACUUGAAGUUUAGUGCUAUGAGUACUUUUGGAAAAAUUGGUUGCAUUAUGCUUCUGUUC
Molecule: messenger RNA, 1468 nt
Organism: Falco peregrinus (peregrine falcon)
Lineage: Eukaryota; Metazoa; Chordata; Aves; Falconiformes; Falconidae
Gene: ASZ1
Product: ankyrin repeat, SAM and basic leucine zipper domain containing 1
Exons: 13
Coding region: 1-1422 (473 amino acids)
Biological process (GO): piRNA processing
Cellular component (GO): pi-body
Molecular function (GO): protein binding
Source: RefSeq, a predicted model, not a curated record